GUCAACCAGGUCAUAAACCGCAAUCCGAAUAUCGACUCCACCCCCGUUCGUUCGUUCACCUUCACCGGCCAACGAGCGAAAAAUAAAACUGACCGGUGAACCAGAUCCACUCCACCAGAUAUGGCAGGGCUACUAGCAUGGGCGGCGGACGUAGUCAGAUCCGGCGGUGGCGCCACCAGCGAGGAAGACGAGUCCGAUUCCAUCCCCUUAAUAUUCAGUCCUGAACAGGAAAAGUACGUUCGAGACUUAAACAUCAAAGCAGCGGCGUUGAGCCGCUCCGUACAAGACCUCCGGCAGCGUAUACCUCCGCCGGAUAUCUCGCAACGCCUCCCGGACCUCCACGCGCACUCACUCGCCUCCAACGCUGCCCUAGCUCUUCAAUUGAAUGCUCACUCUUCUACUAAAGAACAGGCACAACUGAGAGAAGUUACAUUGCUUGAAGAAAACGCCGCAUUUGAAAAGGCCAUAUCAGAUUGCGAGGGUAAGAUACAAGAGAAGCUACAAGAAGCAGAACAACUUCGUGCUAAGCUAGAGGAACUGGAUGCAACUCAAACAACCGAGCUGCAAAUUGAACAGUCUGCACCAAAUGACGAUGAGUUGGGAGAUUCAGCUGGUUUUUCAGUUAAAUCGACAGCCGAAGCUGAAGCGCAUACCCCAGCGCAAAUUUCUUCCUUGCAGGAGAGUUUAGAGAACAAGAAAAAGGAACUGGCUUCUUUGGAAGAGAUUGUUCAAAAUUUAGAGAGACAAUGGUCUAAGGUUCAAGAAGAGUCACUAAAGCAGCCUUCUCCAGCUCAGAGAGAGAAGAUGUUGGACAAGCAGCUACACAGCCUAAUGGAACAAUUAGCUGCAAAGCAGGCUCAAGCAGAAGGUUUGGUGAGUGAAAUCCAUAUAAAAGAAAUGGAACUAGAUAGACUAAAUGGAAUUUGGAAGGUUGAAACGAGCACCGCAGAGGCCAAUGCUGCCAGAAAUAGGUUUGGGAGAAGUAACUCUGAUCAUGGACAUCAUUCAUCUGAUUACAUUGUUGAUCCUCGUUACAAGCCUACAAGUAGGCCUAUAGAGGCCGUGCAGAGGCAAAUGCUGUUCAGGUCGGCCUUUGUGCUCUACAUUCUCGUUCUGCAUAUUUUGGUAUUUAUCAAGAUAUCGUUAUGAAGUUCCCCACAUGUGCAUUUAAACAGUUAUUAUGUUAAUAUAUUUUACAUCUUUUACUUUGAACUCUUUCUUCUACAGUGCUAUUCCCAAUGAACACGUUCUUAGUUUCUUUACAACCUUUAA
Messenger RNA from Helianthus annuus (common sunflower), 1272 nucleotides. RefSeq lists its product as uncharacterized. NCBI's taxonomy places the organism in Eukaryota, Viridiplantae, Streptophyta, Magnoliopsida, Asterales, Asteraceae. The transcript has 6 exons. The record is from RefSeq and is a predicted model, not a curated record. The coding region runs from base 121 to 1149 and encodes 342 amino acids.